AUGAUCAACAUUCACCAUCCCCUCAUGCCACGAGGGUGUGUGUUCCAAGGCGGCUGCUACAAAGAUGAAGUGCAAAUAUUUAAAAGAUUCUCCAAAAAAGAAUAUUUUUUGAAAUUUUGGUACUCAUUUCAUGGGUCGUCAACUUUAGCAACACAGAUCCUCAGAAGAAGACACGAAUGUAUUUCAUGUGAACAACAUUCAAGAUCCUCUUCAAAGAACUUUGUCUUCAUUGGAGCUUCCAACAAACAUCUCUCUCUUUCAAAUGGAACACCUUCAUCUUCAUUCAGAGGCUCUCCCUUUGAUAACAAUCAGAAGAUACUACUCCAGAAGACAAUCAUUCGGGCAGCAGGCAGAGGCCUUGUAGAUGUACCCUCUGACCCUCUUGAGUCAAGAGCAACUAGAAAUCUGGAGAAAAAGCUAAAUGACUAUAUACGAUGCCAAGUGUUUAACAGUAACGCUGGGAGCAUAUGGGAAGCAAAAUGGAGUUGGUUUUUCUGCAAUCAAAAAGGAAAGGAUGUGCUUAUUCUCUUAAAAAGAUUCUGAAUAUUGCAUGGAAAAUGCUAUCAACACUUAUUUAGUAUGCCUGGGAAGGGAAAUGCCACAUGGUGUGGUAUUUGGUGGGUUAAAGUAUUAGAAACAACUGGUCAAUAUAAAGAGGG
Messenger RNA from Lactuca saligna, 659 nucleotides. The record is from the annotation of a GenBank genome assembly. Lineage: Eukaryota; Viridiplantae; Streptophyta; Magnoliopsida; Asterales; Asteraceae.